Molecule: messenger RNA, 627 nt
Organism: Penicillium verhagenii
Lineage: Eukaryota; Fungi; Ascomycota; Eurotiomycetes; Eurotiales; Aspergillaceae
Exons: 2
Coding region: 1-627 (208 amino acids)
Source: RefSeq, a predicted model, not a curated record
AUGCCCUCCGUCCAAAGUCUCAUCAUCCCAGCAGUUCUCUCUCUCGCAGCAGCCGCCAACGCCCGCCCCAACUUCGGUGAUCUUUUCGGAAAGCGUCUUGUUACAAACUGCCCCAACGAAUGGACACCCGUCAACUACAACGGCAACGACAAAUGCUGCCACGGAGUGCUAUCCGUCGAAGAAGAUAACGUACCCAACUGCUGCGUGAUGAACUACAACGAAUACAACAACGCCGACGUCCACUUCUCAGACUGCUUCCCCUUCUGCAGCGGCAGCGACUACGGCGGCCCGUCCGUGACCUGGACCAGCGCGCCAACCUGCAUCACCCGCGUCCCAUUCUCCGCGGACGGAUACUCGAGCAUUGUCUCGGCGGCUGUGUCCUCCGGUCGCUCGGACUCGGACUCGGACUCGAACUCCAGCACUACUUCUACGACUAAUGGGCCGGCUUCGAAUGAGGCGAGCCCGACAUCCACUAGUGAUUACAAUGGUGAUAGCCAGGCUACGACGUAUACUGCUGACUCUGAGUCUACUUAUUCGGACGAUUCGUCGGUAAACGCUGCGCCUGUUGCGACUGCUGGUAGCGUUGUUGGUGGAGUGGCGUUUGCGGCUGCUUUGUUGGCGCUUUGA